AUGCAAACCCUGUUCCAUAUCACGCACGGCAAUUUUGAAUCUGUUCCUUCAUCUCCGUCGACAGAGGAAUUAUACCGCAUCCUUGUGUUGGCGGACAAAUACGCCCUAUCUCGGAAGCUCGGCCCCUGGGUUUCGCGAUGGCUCAAGGCUAUACGAGACAGAUCGGAAGAAGAGGUCAGGACAGAAGAAAGAGUGUGGAUAAUGCGUAUUGGCUGGAACUUGGGUGUUGACAAGUUGUAUUUGAUGCAGUUGAAAGACUUCAUUCUUCGGGCUUGUUUUGUCCCAGCUCCUGCUGAAUCCAAUCAGGUCGAGCAAAUUGGGAACGAGGAAGCAGCUACAACAAAAGAGGAAGGAUCAGAACGGCAGACUAGGUCUGGAGACACCAGCCAAUCCCAAAACGAGGAAAUCAAAGAGCGGUUGCUUAGAACCGAGGACGACAACUGA
Messenger RNA from Podospora pseudocomata, 444 nucleotides. RefSeq lists its product as uncharacterized. The coding region runs from base 1 to 444 and encodes 147 amino acids. NCBI's taxonomy places the organism in Eukaryota, Fungi, Ascomycota, Sordariomycetes, Sordariales, Podosporaceae. The record is from RefSeq and is a predicted model, not a curated record. The transcript has a single exon.